UCAAAAUAAAAAGUAUCCUUUUUCAACUUCAUCCAUCGUCUCUCUUUCGAAAAGGUUCAACCGUUCAACGGUUUUGAGUAAUUUGAGAUACCCUUUUGAAAAGAGUGACAACGGGUGCAGUUGAAAAAGGGUAAAAAGUUGCAUGAAUAGUUAGUUUAGUUCUAAUUUUGAGUGUCUGCAAAAUGCAAUGUUGUGUGAGGUAUAGUAAACUCACUUAUGAGUAGAAAUGUUUGCGCACACCUCAUUUUUUCAUUCACGCGCUGUCAAUCGUUUCGUUCGCCAUUGUUUGCUUUCGCAUUGACUUGCGCAGUUGUGAAUUUGAUCUUAGUCUACAUUUGCCCGAGUAAUUAUUCAAAAUGAACUGUAAAAUUAAUGAUAAUAAUAGUUUGAUUUUAGAACAAUGGCAGAUAUUUGGUCAUUGUACGACAAACUGGAUGGUGAGCGAGCACAGUGCAAAAAGUGUCCGAAGACCAUUUCUUGCAAGGGAGGCUCAACGAGUGGACUCUUGCGUCAUGGAGUUAACGUACACAACUUCCGGGUCAAGCGUCGUAUACCGGAAUCAGUUGAUCAACCCGAAGAUGUCCCGAGUGGUUCCAAGCAAGCAAAAAGCAGUACCUCCAAACAGUCGACGAUUGAACCGUUCAUUCAUAAAAAGCCCAUGAAUGAAAUGGUUGCUCGGCUGGCGGCUCAAGAUGGGCUGACCAUCAGUGCUAUUACAAACAGUAAAUUCAUACGUACUUCAUUUGCCCAACGAGGUUACCAGCUGCCGUUAUCAAAAACGUCCGUGAUGAAAUUGAUUCACGAUUACUACGAGAUCGCUAAACAACAGACCGUGCAACAGAUUCAGGAUAAGCUCGCCGAACUGCACUUCUUGAGCAUCACGCUGGAUGAAUGGACAAGUUCUGGCAACCGGAAGUAUUUGAACGUCAACGUUCAUUUUGGGGACGGAGCGUUCUUCAAUCUUGGACUGGUUCGCGUGAAGGGAUCGUUUCCGGCAGAGAAAAUUCUCGAAGCUGUUGAUCAACAUUUGGAGUGCUUUGCGAUCCGCGACCGCAACGUAGCAGCGGCAACAUCCGAUGCCGCUAAGGUGAUGGAGAAAUUUGGGAAACUGGCUACGUUCAAGCACCAACUUUGCUUUAAUCACGGUUUGCACUUGGCCGUAUGCGACGUGAUUUUCAAAUCUUCGGAGACCCCAGGCGAUCUCUUGGAGGAGUCGGAUUCGGACGAUGAGGAUUGUGAUUCAGAAGAAUCUGAUGACUCCAAGGACGCAACAAUACCUGGAUUGUACAACUCGUCAAAUUACCGGCCAGUUCUAUUGCAGAUCCGAAAUAUCUGCAAGCUGUUCCGCCGAUCCCCGGUCAAAAACGCGAUUCUGCAGAAGAAAGUUGUCCAAGAAUUCGGCAAACCGCUUCAAUUGAUCCUUGACGUGAAGACGCGCUGGAACAGUACAGAGCAGAUGUUGGCGCGUUACAUGAAACUACAUGGUUGUGUUGCUGAAGCUUUAAAAGAGCUUGAAGACUUGGCACCAGUUUCGACCUCCGACUUAGAAUCGAUUUCUCAGCUGUACGAUGCACUUCAACCGGUUCGUGUCGUUUCCGAACGUUUAGGAAAACGUGACGCGAACCUUCUGACGGCGGAAAGCAGUCUGAACUUUUUAGUUGCAAAACUGGAAAAAUUAAACUCAGCUUUGUCGCGCCAAAUACUUGAUGCGGUGAGACUGCGAAUUAACCAGCGCCGAAACAUUGGAAUUACCUCGCUGAUCAAAUUUCUGAACAAUCCUAAUGAUUGGGAAUCAAACUCGGCGUUCCCACUCUUGUCACGCUCAAAUUUGUUCAAGUUUGUAAAAGAGGACUGCUUGGAUUUGAUCAAGUGGCAUUCAGAUGAUGUGAAUGGAACAAAUGCUGCAGAAUCCGACUCGGACUUGCAAGCGGAACCCAAAUCCAUUCAGGAUGAGCUUGCCGCUUUCAUCAAUGGAAAGGCUGAAGGACCGUCCAACAAGCAAUCGACCACAAAGGCGAGCAAGUCUAGUAUCAUCCAUAAGGAGUUAACACUGUUCGAAAUAACCGGAGAGCUAACUUUCGGACUGAAGUCGCUGUUCAAUGGGUUGAAAUCAAUCAAACCUACGUCUACCGAUAGUGAGCGGGUCUUUGCCGAUGCAGCAAACAUCUGUACCAAGAAACGCACGAGCUUGGCAGACAAGAGCAUCCACGUGAUCUCCAAGCAGCACCAGAAGGAGAUCGAGCGCGCGUCCACCACCGCCCCGCAUCGAGUGUGGGACAAGUUUCAUCCCGGCACACGCUACAUCGCCGGAAGCGACGAGCCGUCAACAUCUCGUCUGGAGGAGGGUCUCGGACCUCCUGGCGGUUCCAUCCGCCCACGUGCUGGCCCGGAAAGUCCAUUCCCAGCCCGCGCAACAUCAUCAAAGUCGACCGCGCGAUCGCAGGUCGAACCGACAUCGUCGUCCACGCCGACUACGAACACGCGGCGAGGAACAGCAGCAGCAGCAUCAGCAAGUAACAGGAGCAACAGCAGCAGUCCGGUGAGUCCGUUCUUUUUCUGCGGGUGA
Messenger RNA from Culex pipiens pallens (northern house mosquito), 2566 nucleotides. RefSeq lists its product as uncharacterized. Gene Ontology annotation, molecular function: DNA binding. The transcript is spliced from 3 exons. Bases 401 to 2566 code for a protein of 721 amino acids. NCBI's taxonomy places the organism in Eukaryota, Metazoa, Arthropoda, Insecta, Diptera, Culicidae. The record is from RefSeq and is a predicted model, not a curated record.